AGGAUGUGGCGCUUGACGGCGACGCUGCUGCUGCUGGCUCUGGCCUCGGCCGAACCCCAGGGAUACGAUUACCUGCCUCCUCGACCCAACACGCCCUGUCUAACAGUCACUUCCGUCGUGUAUGACACACGUGUCCAGACAUCACUUUACGUGCAGACUGUAAAUCAGGUCAAUACUCAGUAUAUCACGACUACUCUUGUCAGACAACAAGUCGUGCCAACUACUCUCUUCCGUACCCGUGUGCAGACACAGGUUCAGUACCAAACAAGUGUCGUACAACAAACGAGCGUUCGUGUUGUUGACAGGGUCGUGGCCCAGACUAUCCCGAGUCCUCCCAUUGUCCAAACGCAAUAUGUUACUUCCACCCGGGUUGUACCGCAAGUCAGCUAUAUCACCCAGACACAAACACAGACUCAGGUCGUCCCUGUCGAAGUGACUCGUACUCAAAUACAAACCAUUAAUCAGCCUGUCACAAACUACCAGACCCAGGUACAGCAGCAGACACAAGUCAUUACAAUCCCUGGUCGCGAUGUUGUACAGACACGCGUUCAGACAGUCGUUCAGACCUCUGUUGUCACCCGCCAACAGCCAGGCAACACUCGCUACGUGACUUCGACACGUGUGCAACAGGUGGUGCAGACAUCAGUCAUCCGCGGACAGGACGUCGUAAGGACCAGCGUUGUCCAGAGACAACAGGUCAUUCCUUUCACAUCUGUCAACACGCGUUACGAGAAUGCCGUCGCCACUCGCGAACAGGUGGUGACGAGGACCAAUGUGGUUACCCAGACUCGCGUCCAAACCCAGGUGGUGCCCCAGGAGGUGGUAAGGACCCAAGUGGUUCCCACUACCAUCUACACCACCCGUUACGAGACCCGGGUUCAGCCCUUCACACAGGUGCAGACCGUGGUCAGCACCCAGUAUAUCACUGGAGCCCCCGUGGUACAAACCCGACAGGAAGUGCGGACCUCUGUGGUCCAGGUGCCCGGUCAGGACCGCGUGGUCACCAGUCAGGUCGUGCAGACCCAGCAACAGCAGCAGGUCGUCUAUCAGACAGUUAACCAGCCUCAGCAGAUAACAGUCACUCGAACAGUAACAGGAACAUGCGGACAGACUGGAUAUAAUUACAAUGCGCCAGCAACACCUUUCAACUUUGGAAAAUAAAUAAAGGAAACUUCAGGAAACAUUUUGAAUAUCUUUAACGUAACAAAAUCAUGAGUAUAGAGACAACUACAAUGAUUUAGCUUUAUCUCAAACAUACCAGCAUGUAACUGAAUUACUGUUGACACAAUGUAAUUUCUUUUUUAUUAAAAUUGCCAUGUUGACAUGCA
Penaeus monodon (black tiger shrimp) is the source of this 1328-nucleotide messenger RNA. RefSeq lists its product as uncharacterized. Bases 4 to 1161 code for a protein of 385 amino acids. The record is from RefSeq and is a predicted model, not a curated record. Lineage: Eukaryota; Metazoa; Arthropoda; Malacostraca; Decapoda; Penaeidae. The transcript has a single exon.